GAAUGCAGAAACACUAAAUUUUUGGUACAAGAAAGAAAAGCAUAAAAAAACCGAAAAUGUUGGAGUUAAAAAGUUGUUCAACGAAAAAAGAAACAGCGAUCGGUGAAAAAAUUUAAACAAUAUAUUUUUAAGAAUUAUUUUAUUUAAUGUGUGUAGAUGAAGCAAGGAAAGUGUUUUUAAAUUAAAGAAGAUUUGGAAUAUAUCUUAAUACAAGGCUGAAAAAUCGGAUAAAAUAUUAAAGAAAGUUAUAUGAAUAAUUGAAAAAAUUGUGCUAAUUUCCUGGUAAAAUGCUUUAAUGUUUAAGAUUUUUUUGAUAAAUUAUCUAAAAUAAAAGGAACAACAUUUAUUAGAAUAUAGUAAAUAGAAGUGUGAAAGUAGAUGCGACACUGAACAGUUGAAUAAAGUACAACACGCCCAAAAAUCCAGUCAAGCAUUUCGUAUUCAACAGCAAACAAAUGUUAAAGAAAUAAAGAAAAAGCGAAAUUAAAAUUAUAGAAAACAACAUAAAUGUCUCUUUAAUAAAAUUGAUUAAUUAAUUAAUUUGCAAUACUGUUGAAGUAAAAAAGCAAUAAUAAAUUUUGUGUAAUAGUUUGGUAUCAAAAUGACUGAAGAACUGAAAGUGGUGUUGAGACGUAGCGAACACUCUGGCUUUGGAUUUUCUUUAUUGGGAACGACAGGUCCACCCCAUGUUAUAUUUGACAUUGUAGAAAAUUCACCAGCUGCGGAUUGUGGAGCGGUUGAAGCUGGUGAUGUAAUUUUAAAAGUGAAUGGAACCGAUGUACAUCGAUAUACAACGAAGGAAGUUUUAAAAUGUUUACGCUUAUCUGAUGAUCUCGUUACUUUGGAAUUAAGACGAGAUCCAAAAUUGAAAGCUCGUAUAAAGGAACAGUUAGCGAACACAACAAGUCCACAUUAUGUUGAAAUUGAAUCUCCAAAUAUAUAUGAAAGAUUGUCACCAAAUAACUCACAGGCAAUUAAUGAAUAUGAACUGCACAUCGAAAAUAUGAACACAAACAUAAGUCCAAAUGCUUCUUCUACGACGGUACGUUAUAAAUCACCAACAUCCUUGCCGACUAACCGCCCCACGAACCCUGCAAAUCAUAGUCGCAGCUCCUCUACUUCAUCUGCUAAUAUGCAAUUCGUUGAAACAAAUCAAUCUACAUCACCUACAUGUCGUCCUUCACGCAUUCCAACCGCUCUAAAAUGUCCACAAAAAUCACCAAUUCAACAUUCACCUCAACAUAAACGUCUACGACCUUCUCAAAUUCCAACAAAAGCUUUACAAACAUCUCCUGGAGCAAAUGGCAACGGUGCGUCAUCUGCAAAUACACAUAAUUUACAACAUUCUAAUAGUUAUAGUGGCAGUACUAAUAACACACAACAACAAGAACAAAAGGAACGAGAUACAGAACCAAUAUCUGCACCACCGCAGUUCGCUAAAGCACCUCGUUUUGAAGCGUAUAUGAUGACAGGUGAUUUAAUUUUAAAUUUAUCAAGAACUCCACAAACCAGCAAUAUACUAACCACUCAUGCCAAAAAGAUUGAUAGCUUACGAGAUUCUCCAAAUCGUGUUGGUAAAAGUUCUCGAACUAAUGGAGCCCUAGCACCACGUGCAUCUGGUGAAUCGUCUCCAACUUCUUCUUCAUCUGUUGAUUCUCCUACACAUACGACAAAUUCUGGAGAGUUAGCUAGUUUGCAAAAACAGCAAAAAAUAAAACAAAAGCAGCACAUAAGUCAGAAUAAGUUAUUACAGCAAAGGGAUAGCAUUAAUAAUAGCUACAAUAAUAGCAAUAGUGAAGGUGAUCGACCAUAUAGAAAAGAUUCUUUAACAAAUGAUACACUUUUGUUAUGCGAGGAUCUAGAAAAGGAUGAAGAUGAAGUAGGAGAUUUGUUGGAAGAAGAAAUACAUACUGAUAUUUUGUUGGAAGAAAAUAGUAUUCAUUGCCAUAACCAACGUCGCAUACGUUAUCGUCAGGGACGCAAUUGCAAAGAGAAUGAAUUUGAAGAAAUUGUUGGUGACAAUGAGGAGGAUCAAACUCAGUAUGAUAUUACGAAUAUUGAAACAUAUAACAGCGGAGGAAUUACUCAUAAUAUACACGAAGAAGCGAGCGAUAGACAUUGUCUUGUAGAUGCUUAUAAUGGCGAUGAAGAAUUAACAGAAAAUGUAGAUUUAACUACAAAUUCAUUUGCGUCUUUGUCAACUAAACAUCGUUUGCGAAAUUUAAAGCAAAAGGUGUAUCCAUUACGACAGAAAUUAGAUGAACACAAACGAGUAGGUAGCGAUUCUGUAGACUAUUCAAGGUCACCACAUUAUAGAACCCAUGGUUCGGGAUCUUCAUCAUCAUCGGCAACAGUAAAAAGUGAUGUGAUUAAUAUAAAUACAUCACAGGAUGAAACAUCCUUUUCAGUGCCCACAUCACCAAUUUCACUAUCUACACCGCUUUUAGAAAAAGAAACAUCAAAUUCAGUGCCCACAAGUCCGGAACCAUCUAGUUUAGGAGCUGUUGGUGGUGGAAAUCGAAUUAUGUGUACUGGUAUAACUGCAACACAUGAUACAAGUGGCGUAGUACGUCGACAUAAUGGUAUUGUACGGAAAUGUGACUCUGCCGGUUUUAGAACCAGUAAAUCUGAAGAUCAUUUGCAACAAAUACAACGUGAAGGAAUUGCUGCCGUGAUACCUAUUGAUAUUGACGAAGAUGUUAAUAGUUCUUUAAACACUCUUUUGGAUACACGGCAAGACUCAGAGGACUCACAGGACUCGAACCGCGAUCGUAUAGUUUGGACUUAUAAUGCUCCGCUUCCACCACAUCAAUUGAUACAUCAGCAGUAUGUAACACAUUACGGUCAGACGUCUUCACCAAAUUCCCAUUCAAGUUCUUUAAGCUCUUCACCACAAAAUUCGGCUGGAAGUCCAGCAUCGCCAACUUCAGUAUCCAGUAGCGUAAUGUCAUCUUCUGGUUCGAAGGGAGCAAUUGGAAUAAAUAGCAACUUAAAUGGCAAUCAUUUAUUACAACCACAAUUGCAACAACAGCAAGGUACGACAAAUACAAAUGGCAUAGCGACGAAUACUCCAACAUCAACAACUGGUACUUCACAAAUUGGUUUGUUACAAUGCCCUAUUAAUGGUGUUGGUGGUAAUAAUGUAGGCAUUGGUUUAGUUAGUGGUAUGAAUAGUAGUGGUGGUGGUUGUGGUGAUCAUAGUGUUUCCGAAGCAAUUUCAAAUAUUUCAAGUCCUGAUUAUCAAGACGAUGAUAAUUUAUUAAGUUCUCGCGAUCUUUUAGGCGGAAUGGUUCUUAGUGAUCCAAGUGAUUCAGACUCAACAAUUUUAGUAUCUGAUGCUGCCUUACAACGUCAACAACAGCAACAACAACAAAAAUUCCAACAAAAAUCACAGCAGUCGGAGCAUAGGUUAAUAAUACAAGUACGUGGCGUUGAUAGUAGUAAUAGUGCCUCCCCACGUUCAGUUUAUUCUGAGUUAAAAGACUCUGAGGAUGAAUUGGCUACACUUACUGAAGAACCACCGACUACAAUUUUGGCAACUGUUGGUGGCGGACAGAACGAUGUACGGGACCGGGACUCUUCACCUCCCGUUUCAGAUGAUGGCAGUGAUGUUGAAUCGUUACACUCAUAUCACUAUUCACCUAAGGCUGUAGAUAUGCCUUCUGCGAUAAGGUUGGCAAAGAGGCUAUAUUCUCUUGACGGAUUUAAAAAAAGCGAUGUAUCGCGCCAUUUAAGCAAAAACAACGAUUUUAGCCGGGCUGUAGCAGAUGAGUAUCUAAAAUACUUUAAUUUUGAAUAUAACACAUUAGAUCAAGCGUUGCGAGAGUUUUUGCAACAAUUUUCUCUUUCUGGUGAAACACAGGAACGAGAGCGAGUUUUGGUGCAUUUUUCAAAAAGAUUUUUAGAUUGCAAUCCACAAUCUUUUAAUUCCCAAGAUGCAGUCCAUACGUUGACUUGUGCAAUAAUGCUGUUAAACACUGAUUUGCACGGUCAAAACAUUGGAAGAAAAAUGACAUGUACAGAAUUCGUUGAUAAUUUAGCAGAGCUUAAUGAUGGCGAAAAUUUUCCCAAAGACGUAUUAAAACAUUUAUAUCAAGCAAUUAAAGCACAACCUUUACAGUGGGCAUUGGACGAUGACUCGCCUGACUUACAAAAGCAGCGCAAUGAGAUUAUUAGUUCUGGUAAUACUUGCUCUGUAGGACAAAAUCCAUUCCUAGACUUACCUGAGUCUUCAUCCGCUAUAGAGUAUAAAAAAGGUUAUGUCAUGCGCAAGUGUUGUUUUGAUUCCAAUUACAAGAAAACUCCAUUCGGAAAGCGUUCGUGGAAAAUGUUUUAUUGUACUCUAAGAGACUUAGUAUUAUUUUUACAUAAGGAUGAGCAUGGUUUCCGUAAAAAUCAAAUGUCAGAUAAUUUACAUAAUGCUAUUCGUAUUCACCAUGCAUUAGCGACUAAAGCGACAGAUUACACAAAAAAGCAACACGUAUUUCGUUUACAAACUGCUGAUCAAGCGGAGUAUUUAUUCCAGACUAGUGAUUCAAAAGAACUGCAAUCGUGGAUAGAAACAAUAAAUUUUGUUAGCGCAGCCUAUUCAGCUCCACCACUUGAGGGUGGUGUUGGUAGUCAAAAACGUUUUCAACGACCAUUACUGCCAAGUACACAUACAAAGUUUUUAUUGAAAGAACAGUUAGAAUCACAUGAACAACAGUUAGGACAAUUAGAAAAUGCUUUGACAGAACAUAAGAAAAGUCUUAUUCCAACUAAAGGAUUGCCUUUACAGAACUAUAAGGAAAAGGAAAACUAUUUACAAUAUGAAUUGCGACGUUACAAAACAUAUGUAACUAUACUCCAUACGAAAUUACUUACCGAUCAACAACAAAAUGAACUGCAAAUAUCAAGCGUCGAAGAGUUAGAUACUUUUCCAAUUGGUGGACGGCUUCAACAACAAGAACCAAAUGCAAAUAGUGUUAUAUUACAACAACAACAACAACAACAGCAGCAGCAGCAGCAACAACAACAAUCACAAUCAAAAAAUGCAAGCAGGUACAAUAAUCGUAAUACCAUUAAUCGUUCUGAGGCUGCUGCACAACAACAGCAGCAACAGGACCUUGGCUGACGUGUAAUGGGAGUUUUCUCAGCUUGUGUGAUUUAGUUU
Molecule: messenger RNA, 5152 nt
Organism: Teleopsis dalmanni
Lineage: Eukaryota; Metazoa; Arthropoda; Insecta; Diptera; Diopsidae
Gene: Efa6
Product: PH and SEC7 domain-containing protein
Exons: 13
Coding region: 602-5113 (1503 amino acids)
Biological process (GO): regulation of ARF protein signal transduction
Molecular function (GO): guanyl-nucleotide exchange factor activity; phospholipid binding; protein binding
Source: RefSeq, a predicted model, not a curated record